Messenger RNA from Cyclocybe aegerita, 561 nucleotides. The record is from the annotation of a GenBank genome assembly. Lineage: Eukaryota; Fungi; Basidiomycota; Agaricomycetes; Agaricales; Hemipholiotaceae.
AUGGCUAACGCCUCUGCGAAACGUAUCGCAUCCCAGAAUGAAACCACAGUCAAGACCUUGAAGCUUGGCAUGAUUUUGCCAACCAUUACUUCCCUCGUGCUUCGCUUUCUAUUUCGAAGGAGCUCUCUACCGCCCUCAAAAGGAUCUGUAGUUAUUUAUAUCAUCACGUUCUUCCCUGGUUUCUUCCUCUCCAACUACUUGAUCAAGAACGGGACCCCAAGGCGAGAUCCCACUACUGGGACGUUGAUUUCUUACGGAGAGGACUUAAGCCAGCCUGGAGUCACAGAAUGGUGCUUUGACGUCCUAUACAUUACAUGGACAUGCCAAAUUGGCAGCGGUGCGUUCGGUGAAUGGUUUUGGUGGUUGUACCUGGUCAUACCGUUAUACGCUGUCUUCAAAUUGUGGACAUCAGUCAUUUCGCCUAUGGUCCUUGGAAGAGGCACUUCUACGCCGACCGAAGAUACACCUGAUAAGACUGCAACAAGCAAACGACAAGAAAAACUACGCAAGCGACAGGAGAAAGGCGAUCCUCGUGUGAGGGUACAAACGGGCAGGAAGUGA